UGUGUUACCUUCUGCAAUGUAAAUCGUUCUAAUACCAAUUUCAAUUGACUUCAUUUCUUUUUAGUGUGUGUGUAUUGUUAAUAAUCAUGUUAUGUUAGUGCUAAGAUGCUCAUUCCGUGUAAAUAUGCGCGGUCUCAUAAUUAUAGCACAAUACUUAGUGUAUUUCUAUGUCAAAGUAGCAACAAGUUAUUGCGUUCAACAAUAUACUACAUUAUGCAGAAUAUAUUUCUGGGUGGAAAAAAAUGAAUCGUUUUUGACAGCUGGUUGCUCCCCGGAAACAUUUCCUUUAGGGAAAAGACUGACCCGGAAAUGGACGUUGUUUGUUGACAGGAGAGCCUCAAAAAAAGAAAAGCGAAGCGAGAACCGUAACAUUGUCAAAUUAAAAAAUAAUAACAGAUUGACGAAAGACUUCCAUCCCGGCCCAGGCUUCGGCAGCGUUCCAAAGAAGAUCAUUUCCAGGAUUCCCCUUAUCUCUCUCUCUUUCUCUGUCUCCCUCCCUCCUGACCCACUCCCACCCAAUGCUCUUCUAAGCCUGUCACCCGCCCCGCCCCGCCUGGCCCGUCAUUCUGCUUGCCUGCGACGGAGAGGAGUAGCCAUGGCACUGGACAGCCCGGACUCGCUGAUGACCCUGUCCAUCAAGUACUGCCUGCGCAACCUGGAAGGGACGCUGUGCUACCUGCUGGACAACGAGACCCUGCGGCUGCACCCGGACAUCUUCCUGCCCAGCGAGAUCUGCGACAAGCUGGUGAACGCGUACAUGGAGCUGGUGCACGCAGACCAUAACUUCGAGCUCCAUCAGAGCUUCUUCCUGCUGUUCUCCGACCCCAGGAAUACCCGGCUGACCCGGGUCCAGCUGAGAGAGGACACUGUGCUGGACCAGGACCUGGAGGCCAUCGGCAGCCAGGAUCUGAUUGAGCUCCACCUCACCAACUGCGAGAAGCUGACUUCCAAGAGCCUGCAGACGCUGGGGAGCUUCCGACACACGCUGGUGUCCCUCAGCCUGUUCGGCUGCAGCAACCUCUUCUACGAGGAAGAGAACCCGGGGGGAUACGAGAACGACGACCGCCUGGUGAACCCCUCGCGCCAGGUGCUGGUCAAGGACUUCACCUUCCAGGGCUUCAGCCGGCUGCGGUUGCUCAACCUGGGCAGGCUGGCCGAGGGGGUGGACGUGGAGACCCUGCUGCGGCCCCUCAGCAGCCUCACCUCCCUGGACCUCUCUGGGAUCAAGCUCUGCAAAGCCACCUUCCUCACACAGUGGAAGGACAGGCUGUCCUCGCUGGUGCUCUACAACAUGGACCUGUCUGAGGAGCACAUCCAGACCAUCGCAGAGCUCAUACAGCUCCGACAUCUGGAUAUAUCUCGGGACAGGCUGUUGAGUUACUACAAGUUCAAACUGACCAGGAAGGUGCUGUCCAUCAUUGUCCAGAGCCUGGUCAACCUGGUCUCGCUGGACAUCUCGGGUCAUGUGAUGCUGGAGAACUGCGCAGUGCCGCAGAUUGAGGAAGCCAUGGGACGCCCCAGUAUGGAGCCCUCAAAGAGCAGCAUCUGCCCCCUGCAGGCACUGAAGAGGCCGCUGCAGUUCCUGGGGCUGUUUGACACCACGCUCUGCAACCAGACUCACAUUCCAGCCUACAAGGUAACAGGUGCCAAGAAUGAGGAUCAGAUCCUGAACGCGAUUGAGGCGUACACAGAGUAUCGUCCAGAGAUCGCAUCGCGAGCCAUAAACCACCUGUUUGACAUCGCUCGGAUACAGCACUGCAGCCAGCUGCUCCGGGCACUGCAGCUGGUGAUCGCGGCCCUCAGGUGCCACAAGUAUGACAAGAGCAUUCAGGUGACGGGCAGUGCGGCUCUCUUCUACCUGACCAACACAGAGUACCGCGCGGAGCAGAGCGUCAAGCUGCGCAGACAGGUCAUACAGGUGGUGCUCAACGGCAUGGAGUCCUACCAGGAAGUUACGGUCCAGAGGAACUGCUGCCUGACGCUGUGUAACUUCACCAUCCCGGACGAGCUGGAGUUCCAGUACCGGAGGGUGAACGAGCUGCUGCUCAGCAUCCUGAACCAGUCGCGCCAGGACGACUCCAUCCAGCGCAUCGCCGUGCACCUCUGCAACGCGCUGGUCUGCCAGGUCGACAACGACCACAAGGAGGCUGUGGGCAAGAUGGGCUUCGUUACGACCAUGUUGAAACUGAUUCAGAAGAAGCUAGUUGACAAGAUGUGUGAUCAGGUGAUGGAGUAUUCCUGGAGCGCUCUCUGGAACAUCACAGACGAGACUCCGGAUAACUGCGACAUGUUCCUGAACUACAGCGGGAUGAAACUCUUCCUGGAAUGCCUGAAAGAGUUCCCAGACAAGCAGGAGCUGCACAGGAAUAUGCUGGGGCUGCUGGGUAAUGUCGCUGAGGUCAGGUGUCUCCGACCACAGCUUCUCACACCACAGUUCAUCACCGUGUUCAGUAACCUGCUGGACAGCAAGGCGGACGGCAUCGAGGUGUCCUAUAACGCCUGCGGGGUCCUGUCCCACAUCAUGUUCGACGGGCCCCAAGCCUGGACCAUGGAGGAGCCAUUGAGGGAGCAGGUGAUGGAUCGCAUGUGGGCCGCCAUUCAGAGCUGGGAUGUGACCUCCAAGAGGAACAUCAACUACAGGUCUUUUGAGCCAAUUCUCCGCCUCCUCCCCCAGGAAUUGGCUCCCGUCAGUCAGCACUGGGCCACCUGGGCACUGUACAACCUCAUCUCAGUCUACCCUGAGAAGUACUGCCCGCUGCUGAAGAAGGAAGGGGGAAUCGUCCUUCUGCAGAAAGUCUUGGAGCUGGGAAAGUCCAGGCAGGAAACCAAGGAAAUGGCUCGGAUGGUCGUUGACCAGUGCAGCAACUUCAGAGAAGACCACAUGGACACUACAAGGUAAAAAGAGAAAAGAAAACGGCAGGAAGGCGCCAGAAAAAAAACAAGAGACUCCCCACUUUUCUCAGCAAUGUUUUUUGUCUUUCACAAUUUACUGUUAUUACGGGAGGAACUUUCGCUUCUCAGCCACGUUGCCGGAAGGAACCUCCACAGGAGACACCAGCAGGAGAUGGAGAGAGGGUGUUUGCAGAGAAGAGGGGCAUGGGGGGAGGGGUGGUUUUUAGUGUUGCACAGGGCAAACUUUACAUGUACAAGUGAUGAUUUUUUUUUUUUUUUAAAGGAAAAAAAAAAUAUGGGAGUUGUUUGUAUCUUUUUCUCUUACUGUGUUAAAAAAAAAAAAAAAAAAACAUGCUUCCGGUAUUUCUCCUAAUGUUUCACAGCUCUUGGGUAAAAGACCUUGAAUAAGCUUUGACUCAGAAACAGGCCCAGGGGCAGAGAAACACUGCUUGUCGAAAUCAUAUUGCUCAAUUUCCCUCCCUCCGCAGAGUUCCAGUAGCUGGCCUGAUGGCUUAACACACUAUUGUCUUCGUGCUUUGAACCCGUCCAUGGCCCUGGAGUGUGUGGCACUGUUGUUUUGUGGCUAUGUGGACAGAUAAUCCACGCAGAGCUGCACGAAACGAUGAUGUGAUCAUUCGGAUAAGCUCUCCACAGGUGAGGGGCAUUGGGUUUGGCUGAUCUAGUGAAGAAACAGCUGCUUGGGUUUGUGUGGAUCGCUGUUCUCCACAGAGUCUUGAGAAAAGCAGCGAUCAUCACAAAUCCAAGCAGCUGUUUCUGCAAUUGUUUCACUUGCAAGGGUAAAUCAGCCCAGUCCACCACAGUGACCCUCACCUAUGGAGAGCUAAUCUGAAUAAUGGAAUAAUCGUUUCCUGCAGCACUAAACCCACACGUCACGGUCAGCGUUUAGCGGCACUUUUGCACAUGCAUCGGAUGAGCGUGGAGACUGAACCAUCCUUUCACCCCCGUGGAGGGUGGUCCUCCUGGGCAGGGCUGAGGGGUUGACCGGCUAGGCACAGUUGGGAAGCACGUUGGCAUGCUUGCUCUGCCCUUAGGUCCGGUUGAUGUUGAAAUGAUUUAAUCCACAGGCCAUGCAGAACUUGCAUUAAUAGACAUUCAUCAGCAGGGGUCACAGCUGGGAGUGAUGGAACCUCCAAAUGCAAAUGCACAAUGUGCACCAGAAACACAUUGAACACACACAUGCGCACACUUACACACUCGCAGAAGAUUUGUACACUUUGUGAAUAUAACAAGGGGAAAAAAAGCGACAGAUUCCAACAACAUUUUAUUAUUGAAGCAGUAGCUGUCUCUGCCCUGGCCUGGUUUGAAUUCUGUGGUUUGAUUUUUUUUUUUUAAUAUUAUAUAUAAUACAAUCUAAACUUUUUUGUUUGUAUUUUAUGUUUUUUUUUUGUGAACUUGUAAAAACUUAGCGGGUGAUGCACGGCUGCUGUUUUUACUUUGACGAAUCACGUUUCAAUGUAAAUGUAUCUCCUUGUAAAACAAAAAGGUACCUCCUUCAAUGAUAAAUGUUUAUCGUUUCCCCCCCCCCUCUUGCUUUAUGCUGUACCGUUUUAGUAAGAUGAAAGUGAAUAUAAAGAGUUUGACAUGUGUUUGGGCUUGUCUGUCUGCAUUCUCACACACAUGUCCACCCCUGCAUGUCCU
Messenger RNA from Acipenser ruthenus (sterlet), 4551 nucleotides. Its product is annotated as protein zer-1 homolog. Gene Ontology annotation, molecular function: protein binding. The coding region runs from base 92 to 2899 and encodes 935 amino acids. Gene Ontology annotation, cellular component: Cul2-RING ubiquitin ligase complex. The record is from RefSeq and is a predicted model, not a curated record. NCBI's taxonomy places the organism in Eukaryota, Metazoa, Chordata, Actinopteri, Acipenseriformes, Acipenseridae. The transcript has 16 exons.